AUGUCUACAAUCGCUAUCAAGCUUACGAGCUUGGCCGUGCGGACUCUCGCAAAACCUAUUGCUAACAGUAUAAAACAACAAGCAAGAGAACAUCCGAGAUUUCGCUCUAUCUGCAUUGCUAUUGCCCAGGCUGUCCACAGGACGGAUAUCAGGAUUCGUUUAAACCUCUUGCGUGACAGUAGCGCUAUCGAAAGGGCCGAGGAAGAUGAAGAACGACGGAAAUCAUCGGACAAGGGAAAAGAUGAGAAAGGAACCAUCGCAAAGCUGGCAUCCGAUGCUUUCAAAGACGGGAAACAAGAUUCAUUGAAAUCAAGCAGCACACAUCGUGAUCACUCCAUACCACCUUCGCAUUCAUCCGAACUCGACGCCGUCCACGCAAAUCACCCAGUGAAGAAGAAGAAAUCAACAACUCCUCAUAUACGACCCCUAUCGGAUAGCAAGGCGAUAGAACGAGGCGCAGCUUUUAUCUCCGAGUUUUUUCUAUUUUCCGUCGCGGGCGGCCUUAUACUAUUCGAAGCCCUUCGAAGCAGGAAGAAGGAAAUGAACCGGAGGGAUGAAGUGACUGAAAGAUUACAGAACUUAGAAGAGCUGGAUGAAGUUUGGCGAAAAAAGGUUGAAAAUUUAGAGAGAAGGUUGGACGAAGCUGGUAUCAAGCGUAUAGCAGAGCCAGUUUCUGUGGUACAAGAACCAAAGGCGACACCGCCGCCUGCAGGAUGGUUUACAAAGGCUACAGAGUACUUCUCAAAACUACCCUAUAUCAACGACGGGGCACAAUCUCCGCAGAUAUCCAUCAAAACCGACGUGGUUCCAACGAAAGUUUAG
Orbilia oligospora ATCC 24927 is the source of this 822-nucleotide messenger RNA. RefSeq lists its product as uncharacterized. The coding region runs from base 1 to 822 and encodes 273 amino acids. The record is from RefSeq and is a predicted model, not a curated record. Gene Ontology annotation, cellular component: mitochondrion. Lineage: Eukaryota; Fungi; Ascomycota; Orbiliomycetes; Orbiliales; Orbiliaceae. Gene Ontology annotation, biological process: regulation of lipid metabolic process. The transcript has 2 exons.